AUGCUCUCCUUCCUCGCCGGCCACGGCUUCUCCAGCUCCAACGUCGCCGCCGUCGUCGCGGGAGACCCCAAGGUACUCUGCUCUAACAUGGAGGGAUACCUUGGCCCCGUCGUCGCCCAGCUCACCGGCCUUGGCCUUUCGCGUUCUCAGAUCGCGCGCCUCGCCUCCUACUGCCACAGCAACUUACAUCUCACAUCCAUCGUCUCCAAGCUGCGGUACUACCUGCUCCUCUUUGGUUCCAUCGACAACACCCUCCAAGCUCUCAAUCGCAACUUCUACCUUAUCGCAUCUGACCUCGACAGGGUGGUCAAGCCCAACGUCGCGGCCCUGUGGGACUCGGGGCUGGGUGAUUGCGACAUUGUCAAGUUGUGCAUCCCUAAUCCAUGGCUGCUCACCACCAAUGUAGAAUCCAUCCGGCCAAUGGUGUCAUGUGCUGAAAGUCUUGGUGUGCCCCGUGGAUCUCGCAUGUUCAUAUAUGCAGUGCGUGCUGUUGUGUUCCUCGGCGAGGAGAAGAUUGCCACCAAAGUGGUGUAUUUGAAGGAAACCUUUAGGUGGUCAGAUGCUCAAGUCGGCAUUGUUGUGUCCAAGUUUCCAAUCCUUCUGACGAGGUCUAAGGACUCUCUGCAGAGCAGGUCAGAGUUCCUCAUCUCUAAGGUGGGUCUGGAACCGGCAUACAUUGCUCAUCGUCCGAUAUUGCUCUCUUACAGCCUGGAGGGCUGGCUCAGGCCCCGGUACUACGUUGUGAAGUUUCUCAAGGAAAAUGAAUUGCUAGAUCGUGGCCGGGACUACUAUAAAACACUCUUUAUCAGCGAGAAGGUGUUCAUGGAGAAGUUCAUAUGCCCUCACAAGGAAGCAGCACCCCACCUUGCUGAUGACUAUGUCGAUGCUUGCAGAGGGGAAGUACCCACUAGAUCAGAUUUGGGGUUUAGGGUUGCAUGA
Messenger RNA from Triticum turgidum subsp. durum (durum wheat), 939 nucleotides. NCBI's taxonomy places the organism in Eukaryota, Viridiplantae, Streptophyta, Magnoliopsida, Poales, Poaceae. The record is from the annotation of a GenBank genome assembly.